Phragmites australis (common reed) is the source of this 3430-nucleotide messenger RNA. RefSeq names its product B3 domain-containing protein Os02g0683500-like. The transcript has a single exon. The coding region runs from base 569 to 1768 and encodes 399 amino acids. Gene Ontology annotation, molecular function: DNA-binding transcription factor activity; DNA binding. The record is from RefSeq and is a predicted model, not a curated record. NCBI's taxonomy places the organism in Eukaryota, Viridiplantae, Streptophyta, Magnoliopsida, Poales, Poaceae.
UUCCAGGAAUCUUCUAGGGCAGUGUCUCCCUCCCUCCUCUCCUCCCCUUGUGGUAACGCAAGUGCGGCAGCAGCAGCUUUCCCGCAACUCGCUUUACCCAAGUGAACACAAAGAGAGAAAAACAACCACACUUAAUUACCCCCCCCCCCCUCUCUCUCCCAUCAUCUCGCUCUCCCUGCUGCCCCCUCUUCCUCCGACGCGCGGGAGAUCCAAACGCGCGCGGUCAAUGCGAGAGGCAGUUGAAUCGCUUCCCAUCCCUGCUUCUCGAUCGGCCGUGUCGUCUUAGCUAGCCGAGUCAAAUUCACUCGCAUACACACAGAGAGAAGAGAGAGAUAGAGAGGAAGAGGAGGAGGAGGAAGAGGAGGGAGACAGAUAGGAGUAGUAGUACAUAUAGAUAGGCUCAUCGCGGAUAGAUCCCCGCCUCCUCUUCAGUCUCCCCAGAAAGCAAGCAAGCUCGCACUUCACCGUGUCGCAUCGCAUCUACGCGGCCGAAGAAGCGCUCGCUCCUGAAAGGGAAAAAGGGAUCGAGGAGGAGGCCAAGGGCAGCCCUUAGAGAAGCGAGACAGCUAUGGAGUUCUCCACUUCUUCAAGUAGGUUUUCGAAAGAGGAGGAGGAGGAAGAGGAGGAGGAGGAGGGCGCGUCCCCGCGCGAGAUCCACUUCAUGACAGCCGCCACGAUGGCCAACACCGCGGCCGCCUCGUCGUCCUCUCCUUCCGCGGCGGCUUCGGCGUCUGCGUCCGCGUCGGGUUCGGCAGCCUUCCGCUCGAGCGACGGCGCUGGGGCGUCAGUGAGCGGCGGCAGCGGUGGGAACGACGACGUGGAGCUGAUCGAGAAGGAGCACAUGUUCGACAAGGUGGUGACGCCCAGCGACGUGGGGAAGCUCAACCGACUGGUGAUCCCGAAGCAGCACGCGGAGAAGUACUUCCCGCUGGACGCGGCGGCCAACGAGAAGGGCCUCCUGCUCAGCUUCGAGGACCGCGCAGGCAAGCUCUGGCGCUUCCGCUACUCCUACUGGAACAGCAGCCAGAGCUACGUCAUGACCAAGGGAUGGAGCCGCUUCGUCAAGGAGAAGCGCCUCGACGCCGGGGACACCGUCUCGUUCAGCCGUGGCGCGGGCGACGCCGCGCGCGACCGCCUCUUCAUCGACUGGAAGCACCGCGCCGACGUCCGCGACCUGCACCGGCUGCCGAGCCUCCCGCUCCCCAUGGCGCCCACCGCCUCGCCCUACGGCCAGUGGGGCGGCGGCGCGUGCGGCUUCUUCAUGCCGCCCGCGCCGCCCGCCACACUCUAUGAGCACCACCGCCUCCGCCAAGGCCUGGACUUCCGCAACAUCAACGCCGCCGCGCCAUCCAGGCAGGUCCUCUUCUUUGGCUCCGCGGGCAUGCCCCCGCGCGGGCCCUUGCCGCCGCCACCGCCGCCACCGAUGCACAUUACGGUUCAACCGAGCCCCGCAAUCACGCCCGGCCUGCCCAUGGUACUCGACCCGGUGCCGCUCGUCAACAGCCCGACGGCGACCGCGAAGCGCUUGCGCCUGUUCGGAGUCAACCUCGACAACCCGCAACGAGGCAGCGGCGAGUCAAGCCAUGACGACAACGCAUUGUCGCUUCGGAUGCCGGGAUGGCAAAGGCCGACACCAUUGAGGUUUCUGGAAUUUCCUCAACGCGGCGCCGCGGGUGCAGCUGGAGCCGAGUCUUCUGCAGCCUCGUCGCCAUGUUCAUCGUCGUCCUCAAAAAGAGAAGCGCAUUCCCCAUUGAAUCUCGAUCUGUGAGUGAGAUCGAUCAGGCGACCUAGAUCGGGAGCGUACAAAAGGAAAGUUCAACAACUCUUCCUUCCGUCCGUUACCUUCUUCUUCAUCGUCUUAUUCACCUUUUGAGAUUCCAUUAUAACUUUGAUGAUAGGAUCUAGCGUUUAACAUUUUUUCCAAUUUUUGUUUUGGCCAUUCAAGUUCUUGUGUUGGCUUGACAAUAUAUAGAGAGAAGUUGGGCGAAUUAAUCAAUUAUCAAUGCUUUCAUGUGGAUCCAAAUCUGAUUCAAUUUUUGCUUCACCAUUAUUGCUCAAUCCAUUUUUGUUCGUGCUAUUCAACUCCAUUACUACAUGGUAAUUAACUUACUCUUUAUACAGUUUGGUCGGACAAUUCCGUUUGUCCCUACAUAUGAUAACACACCUUCAAAUCUGCACUCCUCACAGCAUUACUGCCAAGAUCUGAAUCGUAACACCUUAAGUGCGGUGCAAUAUACAUUGUGCCUUUCAUGCAUCAUAUGUAUGAUCUCUUCUCGUCCUAUAUUGGAGUUGCAACCACACAGCUCUCAAAAAGCAUGGCAAGAUAGCGAUAUUGACGGCGGAUUAGCAGCAGGCAAAGCCAUGGGGCUAGCUACGAGCAUUGCAGGUCAGAUGUUUAAAUUCUGAAUCUUCUCAUCUUCUUUCAUCAGUACUGCUCGUCAUCUCUUAUAUUUAUGUUGUUGUGAGCGCUGGAACUUUUGGCUUUUAUUUUCGUGCCUUUGCUGGCCGCCACUUUCUGUACUGUGCUCACUCUUUGUCCAUACUACAUAUAUACCAUGGUGCAUCAUACCAUGUAGUAGAUCAUAUAGUGGGCACUAGGACAAGCAAGAGGGAAGCAUUUUCUUCUUGUGGUUUUACCCAAGGGAAAUGAAAAUUAACCCCUGCAGUGGGCCAAAUUAUGUGUAGAUCGGAUUGUCUGGGCCAAUGGUAUAGACUCUAAGAGUUCUUUAUGGACCUGGCAGUCUGUAAAGAGAGUAAGGGAGGGGCAGCACCAAGCACUUGACACUGGCCUUAACUUCCUUGUACGUAAGGAUUUAUGGGGGAGGAGGGCCUCAGUACUAGCUCUACUGUUGCUUUAGUAGUAGGAACAGUGGUGCGUCGAUGUGCAUCGAUAUAUCUCCUGUAGUAUUAUUUGUUGGUGUUCUGUUUUCUUGUCCUUUGUGUCCGAGACAAUGAGGAAGAGAGAGUGUGUGCAUAUCUCCGUUUCCCCUCUUUUCACUGCAGUGAGUAGGUACGGCGUGUGUGCUUCCUGGGAGCAAUGAGCCAAUGAAGGCAUGCAAGGCCACGUACUGACUCGACAAUAGGUAUCCAUAACUAGCAAGGUGUAGGAGGGGGAUCGUUUUGCACUGGUGAGGCUAGCAUAGAUGUGUAGAUGAUGUGUCUACUGACAAAAGUAUUUUUGGUCCAUUGUAAGCCGGAAAAGGAAAUGGGGAAUUAUGCAUGGGGAGGUAAAAAAGAGCUGCGCAGUGUCUACAUGCAUGUGUCUGCUGCUUCUUUCUUCUCUUUGCAUAUGGUUGUUCACUUCGUCUUUCUUUUCUGGAACUUACUGCACUCAGUCCAUGCUGAACCUCCAACUUCAUACUUCGUGGUUCUGACGUACAUGCAUGGUUGUAUUCUUCUAAGAACAAUGGAUAUACUAGUAGACCCUCCA